This is a messenger RNA of Phaeoacremonium minimum UCRPA7, 1194 nucleotides long. Its product is annotated as putative pex13 protein. Gene Ontology annotation, cellular component: peroxisomal importomer complex; peroxisomal membrane; peroxisome. Gene Ontology annotation, biological process: protein import into peroxisome matrix, docking. The transcript is spliced from 2 exons. Gene Ontology annotation, molecular function: protein binding. The coding region runs from base 1 to 1194 and encodes 397 amino acids. The record is from RefSeq and is a predicted model, not a curated record. Lineage: Eukaryota; Fungi; Ascomycota; Sordariomycetes; Togniniales; Togniniaceae.
AUGUCAGAAACUACUACCACAUCAUCCACAUCUCCAGCCAUCCCAGAGCGACCCGCAUCCCUAACUGCGGCCGUCAACCAGAAUGCCGCCGCAUAUAGCAGGAUAGGCGCGUCACCAUACGGCUCCUAUGGCGGCGCCUACACCUCUCCAUACGGCUCGCCAUACUCUAGAAUGGGUGGCUACGGCGGUUAUGGUGGAGGCAUGUACGGCUCGUAUGGAGGCUAUGGUGGGAUGUACGGAGGCGGCAUGUAUGGCGGUAUGCCCGGUGGCAUGCCAGGAGACCCCAAUAACCCGGACAGCUUGACACACCGAUUCAACCAGAGCACACAGGCUACUUUCCAGAUGCUAGAAGGCAUUGUCGGUGCGUUUGGCGGCUUUGCGCAGAUGCUGGAGAGCACAUAUAUGGCUACACACUCGAGUUUCUUUGCGAUGGUCUCAGUUGCCGAGCAGUUUGGUAACCUACGCGACACUCUUGGCUCAGUUUUAGGCAUAUUCACACUCAUGCGCUGGAUCCGGACGCUCAUCGCAAAACUUACCGGACGACCACCCCCAGCCGAUGCAACCGCUCUGACUCCGGCAGCGUUUGCGCGAUUUGAGGGCCGCUCAGUACCCAUGCCUGACGGCACUCCGGCGGCACCGAAGCCAAGCAAAAAGCCCCUGCUGUUCUUCCUGCUGGCAGCUUUCGGUCUUCCGUAUCUCAUGAGCAAGGCUAUCAGGACACUCGCAGCGUCACAUGAAGAGGAGGAACGCAAGCGACAACUCGAGGCACAGCCCCUCGACCCUUCCAAGUUGGAGUUCUGCCGUGUACUAUAUGACUUCUCGCCCUCAACACAGGGCAAUGCUGUUGUCCAGGGAGUAGAUCUGGACGUCAAGAAGGGCGACCUCGUCGCGGUGCUGAGUAAAUCUGACCCACUGGGCAACCCGAGCGAAUGGUGGCGAUGCAGAGCUAGAGACGGACGCAUGGGCUAUCUACCAGCCAACUUCCUCGAAAUCGCCAGGAAACCUGGUCAGGCAGUCGCAGCGAUCAAGGCAUCAGCGAGUGAGAGCAGCAGAGCGAACUCACUAACGAGCAGCGUUAUCAACGGCGUUCAGGCAGAGGCCGAGAAGCAACAGCAGCAGCCGGCGCCGGUGCCGCAGAGUAAGGUUGGGGAUGUUUCGGUCGAGAGCUUUCAGAAGUCUCAGUUCUACGGCUAG